AUGCUUAUUCGUCGUUGGAUUUCUCGUGUUCAACCCUCAUUGAGUCGCAACAUUCGCUCUAUUCACUCUUUUUCUACGGCUAUACCUUUGUCUUGGAAGACAUGUCACUCUCAACUGAACAAAACAUUUGCCACGGGUUUGGCGUAUAAUUCGUUUUCCACCAGCACUCAUGCCAGAUCUUCUCCAGUUAGUGCGUUCUACGUUCCUUCCUUCAACUUGUUUGGUAAAGGUAGUCUUGUCGAAGCUGCGAACCAAAUCAAAUUGAGCGGUUACAAAAAGGUCCUUAUUGUAACUGACCCUGGCAUCAUUAAAAUUGGCCUCUGCGAUAGGGCCAAAGACCUUUUGGAAGAACGUGGAUCCACUGUUUAUAUUUACAAUGGCGUGCAACCCAAUCCAACAGUCACCAAUGUCAUGGAUGGCUUAAAGCUCAUCAAAGAAUUUGGCUGUGAUUCUAUUGUUUCCAUUGGUGGCGGUUCGGCUCAUGACUGCGCCAAGGGAAUUGCCUUGCUUGCUACGAACGGCGGUGAAAUCGCUGACUAUGAAGGCGUUGAUAAAUCACUAAAGCCUCAAUUGCCCUUGAUUUCCGUCAACACCACCGCUGGAACUGCUAGUGAAAUGACUCGCUUUGCUAUUAUCACCGAAGAAACUCGUCACAUAAAGAUGGCCAUCAUUGACAAGCACACUAUGCCUGUUCUUUCCGUCAACGAUCCUGAAACCAUGUAUGGACUUCCUCCUUCUUUGACCGCUGCCACUGGCAUGGAUGCUUUGACCCAUGCUGUCGAGGCCUAUGUUUCAACUGCUGCGAACCCCAUUACCGAUGCCUGUGCCCUCAAGUGUGUAGAACUCGUCGGUCAAUAUCUUAGACGCGCUGUUGUCAAUGGCAAAGAUCAAGAAGCUCGAGAAAAGAUGGCCUAUGCACAAUUCCUCGGUGGUAUGGCUUUCAAUAAUGCUUCUUUGGGUUACGUUCAUGCUAUGGCCCACCAACUUGGUGGAUUUUAUAAUAUUCCCCAUGGUAUAUGCAAUGCCAUUUUGCUUCCUCAUGUCCAGUUGUUUAAUACAAAGGAUGCUCGAGCAGCUUCUCGUUUGGGUGAUGUUGCUCUUCAACUUGGUUGCCAAGAUCACACAGCUCAGGCUGCUAUAGAAAAAAUUAAAGAUAUGAAUGAGCAAGUAGGCAUUAAGCCCUAUCUCAGAUUUUUGGGCAUCUUAGAAAAGGACUUUGAAGAGCUUUCUAAGAAUGCUGCCAAGGAUGCUUGUGGUGCUACUAAUCCUGUUCAACCUACUCUGGACGAAGUCAAGUCUAUCUUUGCUGCUGCCUACUAA
Schizosaccharomyces osmophilus is the source of this 1320-nucleotide messenger RNA. RefSeq names its product alcohol dehydrogenase Adh4 (gene adh4). Lineage: Eukaryota; Fungi; Ascomycota; Schizosaccharomycetes; Schizosaccharomycetales; Schizosaccharomycetaceae. The coding region runs from base 1 to 1320 and encodes 439 amino acids. The transcript has a single exon. Gene Ontology annotation, molecular function: alcohol dehydrogenase (NAD+) activity; metal ion binding. The record is from RefSeq and is a predicted model, not a curated record.